UGGCAACGAACGACAUUUACAAAUUAAUUGUUUGAUGUUCGAACUGUAUUUCCUGCCAGCCUCAUCAUCACCAACCAGACAGAGCGAUGGCCUCAUCUUCAAGAUUGAUCUCCGUCGAUUUCGAGGUCUUUGGACACGUACAAGGAGUUUUCUUCCGAAAGCACACUCAAAAAGAAGCCCAAACAUUGAACCUUAAGGGUUACUGCAUGAACACCAAACGAGGAACUGUCAAAGGCAUACUGCAAGGAGACAUGGACAAAGUCAACAUGAUGAAAGUGUGGCUUCAAAAAACCGGUAGUCCGAAAUCUAAGAUAGAGAAAGCAGAGUUCAGGAACGAGAAGCAGAUAACUUCUGCAUCUUUCAACGAUUUCUCGAUAAAGAAAUGAGCGAAAUACGAGAAUUUCGCCACCAUCACCGCCGAAUUAACAUAAAAAUCUUUAGUAAUUAAUUAGUAAGCGGAUCUUGAAAAGAAAGCACGUUCGUAUAUUUUGUGGUAUAAUAAAAUUUUAUUUGUUUGUUUAGGAUGUUCGGUCAGGAUAUUGUGAAAUGUUCAGUUUAUUUGUUCGAGGAUUCUGGAGAUAAAUUCAAUUAUGUGAAUGUGUGCAUUGUUAGCGUCAAUAAUUCAAUAUUUGGUUCUCAUUUUUUUUGUUCUCAUAAAUGUUAUGAACAACA
This is a messenger RNA of Harmonia axyridis, 672 nucleotides long. RefSeq names its product acylphosphatase-1-like. Lineage: Eukaryota; Metazoa; Arthropoda; Insecta; Coleoptera; Coccinellidae. The record is from RefSeq and is a predicted model, not a curated record. Gene Ontology annotation, molecular function: acylphosphatase activity. The coding region runs from base 87 to 386 and encodes 99 amino acids. The transcript has 4 exons.